Molecule: messenger RNA, 1224 nt
Organism: Prunus armeniaca (apricot)
Lineage: Eukaryota; Viridiplantae; Streptophyta; Magnoliopsida; Rosales; Rosaceae
Source: the annotation of a GenBank genome assembly
AUGGGGGUUCUGGGAAACAAGUCAUCUAUUCGGAAGGUACGAGGUCUGGAAUCCACCGCAGAAUCAGACCAUGAAUAUGUCCCCUCUAAGACCCAUGGGACAACUUACCAUUCAGCAACACCGACACGGUACUCUAAGGCCAAGCAAUUGAAUCCGCGGAGACAUUCAGAGGACUAUGAUUCCGAGGAGAUUCCUAGCAGAGGUCCCGUCGAUAGUCAAAAUGUUGUUCUACCAUUCCACAACGAGGAACUCAAAGGCUCGCUACUUCAAGGCGAAAUGAUGGGACUGAUUGACGCUCUGUAUUCUGUGCCUUGCGUGCUUUCAGGACAAGACCAAUCGGUAGUCAAGGCGAUUUUCGACGAGACCAAUCGGCAAUUCAAGUCACUUUCCACCAUCUAUAGUUUGAGGCAAGGUACCAUGUCUGAUAAUGAGUCUCAGUUCGAGAGAGAGCCCAAUGUGUUCGAUGGGGAAUCAUCGGAUGAUCAAUGGGAUACAAAUAGUGAGGCCGAAAGCCUCGAUGCCGAGGGCAGAGAAGAUACCGAUGUCGAAAUACUCGGUGAUGGGACAAGCUCUGUUCCUACCCACGGCAUCGAGAAGGGACUUAUGACCAGGCAACCAGUAUCGUUGGCUGUGGUGUAUAGCGACGGCAGUCAUGUCGGCGUGGACCAACAUUGUGAGUCCCAGAUAGGGGACACUCGGGUGCCGGAUGAGCAUACCUGCAAUCAAUCGGGGACCUCCACUUCUGGUCGUGGAGAGGCGACUGCCAAACCUAUUUCUCAACCAAGGGUAACCAUAGUUCAUCGGGGAAACCCUAGGGUGCCUAUAGGCAUGCUGAAGGAGAAUAUGUUCGGUGUAGAUUAUCUAGAGCCAAAUAAGAUGACUGAACUGGAGCUGGCCAGGCCUCGUGCUGAGUACCAUAUCUCGAAUUCAGUAAAGAUGAGGAUCCCGGGUCCUACCGAAUCACUUAGCGGCCCCGAGGACGGCGAUGUCGUCUUUUUUACACACGUUCUUCUGCAGGGGGUUCGCUUGCCGCUUCAACCUGCUGUGCAGAAGAUACUCGCCCAGAUCGGGUACGCUCUAGACCAAUACAACCCCAACUUGUGGGUGGCCUUGAUGAGGGUGAUUGUGGCGUUCGGUAUUGCCGGGGAUGGGGAGCCUUCCUACGAGCAAUUCUCCUAUCUAUAUAGCAUCACAAAAUCCAAGAGUGCCGAUCAUGGAGGUUGA